AUGAUUAUUUGCAGUGUCUUUUCGUGCUCACAAGGGGUUGAAUCCUUUCGCCCCGAUUUUAAGAGUUUAUCUGUAGAACCGGAGCGGGUAAUCUUGCAUAAGUUACUGUCGAACUUUGGGCCGCUUCUAGAUGCGCUUGUAAAGCAUGUGGAUGAUGAGGAAGCAGGCGGGCUCCUUAAAGACCUUUGGAAAAUGAUUGAAGAGGAUAAGGAAUUGAUACUAAUAUUGACGAAUUUAGACCCAGGAAAGAGGGCGGAAAUGGUUGAUAUCAUGACGGAUCCUUAUUUGGAUGGGGUUGGUUCCAAAGGGUUUCUCGGUACCGAAGAAUAUUUUGAAGAUGGUGCCAUUUAA
Molecule: messenger RNA, 351 nt
Organism: Botrytis porri
Lineage: Eukaryota; Fungi; Ascomycota; Leotiomycetes; Helotiales; Sclerotiniaceae
Exons: 2
Coding region: 1-351 (116 amino acids)
Source: RefSeq, a predicted model, not a curated record